This is a messenger RNA of Gadus macrocephalus (Pacific cod), 3113 nucleotides long. RefSeq lists its product as uncharacterized. The record is from RefSeq and is a predicted model, not a curated record. Lineage: Eukaryota; Metazoa; Chordata; Actinopteri; Gadiformes; Gadidae. Gene Ontology annotation, cellular component: nuclear envelope. Gene Ontology annotation, molecular function: zinc ion binding; nuclear export signal receptor activity. Bases 189 to 2408 code for a protein of 739 amino acids. The transcript is spliced from 12 exons.
AUUUCAAGCUAAUCAAACUUGCCGUUUAAACCUUUGACCAGUGUGACUCCUCUCUUUUACAACCUGGUCGCUAACGUAGUUAAGGGAAGAAACUUUAAAUACAUAUCGUUCUUAUCACAUUACGAUCGAAUCAAGCCUUUGCUUUGGACAUCUCACCUGGACUAAACCGAGGUAUAGUCCUCGAAACUAUGGCAGGCGACGAGAAGGAGAACCAGAGAGAAGCCGAGACCUCCUCUGGUCCACAGACCUCCUCCGGUCCCCAGGCUCAGACCCUGUGUGAAGCCAAGCCUUCCUCUGGUCCCCAGACCCCCUCCGGUCCCCAGACCCCCUCCGGUCCCCAGACCUCCUCCGGUCCCCAGACCCCCUCCGGUCCACAGACCCCCUCCGGUCCACAGACCCCCUCCGGUCCACAGACCCGGACCCUGUGCCGCUUCUACUCACAGGGAAGACGCUGUAACUUUGGCAAAAGGUGCAGGUUUGUCCACGAAAGGAGCGAUUCUCACCUGAACCCUACUACGAUAGAGCAGGGAACGGAGCAAGACGAGUGUGAGGAAGGGUCUUUUACCAACCAGCCUGACAGAUCGAUGGUCACUGAAGGGGAGAUGGACCAUAAGCCAAAGCCACCUAUGGAGCGCAAGGUGGGCUCUGUAGCCAGGGGUGGAGGACCUACUCGUCGUACAUGUCGCUACUUUCUCUCCGGCUCCUGUACUAUGGAAGACAGAUGCCGGUUCUGGCAUCCACCCUCAAUGCCCCCACUGGAUGACCAGUUACCCCCUAAAGCUCAACACAGACCCUCCAAAGCGACGCCUGCUCCUCCCGUCACCCAUCUCCAGGAGGUCAGGCUUGGUGACAUUACAGAGGAGGUCACCAAAGAGCUCCGCGACACCGAGAUACAGCAGAUGAUGAAGCGUUUUCCCAAACAUCAGCUUAUGGUUCAGGAGCGAGGUGACGGCCAAGUAACCUUUUAUAGAGCCACUGUAGAAGCUACUGAUCCUGACUGGCCAUUUGACCUUAAAGAAGUGGUUAUAUUGGUCAGCUUCCCAGACAAAUACCCCCUGGAGAUAUUCACUCUAGACCUACCGCUAGACCAGGGCCUUCCAUCAGUAAUGGGCAGGUAUGUGCAGGAGGCGUCCCAGGCCUGGCUGCAGGCCAAGCAUGCGACCAACGAGCUGAUGGGGAAGGUGGAGCUGCUGUUCCGGCCGUACCUGCGCUGGCUGGACCGCAGCAUGGAGCGGCUGUUCACCGAGGGAGCCCGGCAGCUAAAGAAAGACAUGGACGUGGAGCGCGCCGGGCUGCAGUUCAUCCGCUUCGAGGAGCUCCAGGCCACGCUGUGUGAAGAGCCCGGCCGAGGGGACCCCGAUGGGGCCGACGAGGAGGAGGAGGAGGAGGGCGGGGGGCCGGGCCACCGGGACGACGGGGCGGAGGCCGGUUCACACGGGGGGAAGGCGGAGCGGACACGGGGCUGGGGCCGGGACGGGGAGGAACAGGAACAGGAGGACGAGGACGAGGAGUCGAGCCGUCUGGUGGAGAACAUCAAGCUGAGCGAGCCCCGCAGGGGGACGGAGGUGAAGCUGCUGGGCCUGAGCCUGGGCGACAACACGGCCACGGUGCUGGCCCGCCGGAUCACCGUGUGCCUGCAGUGCAACCGCUGUAAAGUGACGGCGGACCUGACGCUGGGCGUGACCCUGCCGUGCACGGCCCAGUGUGAGAAGUGCAGCGCGAGCAUCGGCGCCACCUUCAGGCCCAGCCUGCUCCACGCCUACAGCGACGUGCUGGGCUACCUGGACCUCCACAACGCCGCGCCCACCGACCUGGUGCUGCAGGACUGCGAGCUCACCGCGGGCUGUCUGCACUGCUCGCAGGACGGCCCCGUGCAGAACGUCUGCUAUGGUCAGACCAAGGAGCUGAAUUGCGAGCACUGCCACAGUAAACUCAGCAUCCUGGCAGAGAGCGCCAGGUUCCAGUACAUCCCGCCACGCUCCAACAAAGCAGGACCUAAAGAUUCAACUCCCAACUAUGGGAGGAAGGUGAGGGAUCCGGCCGUGCAAAAGGGAAAGCCACUACCAGAGAAGGGGGCCUGCAAGCAUUACAAACAGAGUCACCGCUGGCUACGGUUCUCCUGCUGCGGACGGGCCUACGCCUGCGACGUGUGCCACGACGAGGACCAGGACCACCUCAUGGAGCUGGCCACCAGGAUGAUCUGCGGCUACUGUGCCACGGAGCAGCCUUACGGUAACGGGAAGCCCUGCGGGGGCUGUGGGGGUAUGAUGACCCGGGGAGCUCACAGCAGCUUCUGGGAGGGGGGCCUGGGAUGCAGGAACAAAGUGAAGAUGAGCAGAAACGACCGGCAGAAAUAUGCCAACACCAACAAGACCAUUUCACGGAAGGCGGCGGCUGACAAGAAGUAGAUGUGUGGCCGUGUCACAUGACCGGGGACAGGUGACAUAUCAUGCAGAUCUUUGAACUGAAUAUGAAAUACAAAAUAUGUAUAAAUUACGGUUUGCUAAUCAUAACUGAUCUGUUGUGUGCGGUUCUUUUGUCGAUUUACCGAGCUGAAGGGGUAAACGGAAGACAAGAAGAGUCAUGAUUCUUGGCAUAUGAUACAGAUCCUGUUGAGUUUUAAUUAGAUAAACAACCUUUGUUUAAAUCAACAUUUGUUGAUCCUCACAUUUCAUCAUUCCCAGAAUGAACCACUUGAGAAUGGAAACAAACAUUUUGAUUGCGAUUGCAUUUUUCUUUAUUUUGCGAAGAUUGACAGGCCCUUUAUUCCGUGUUCAUAUCAGAACCGAGGAAUAUUGGGAGCAUAGUUCAAAAGUUCAAAAUGGAAGCAUUAUAAGGCGGGUUAACGAAAGGCCUUAAUCCUGUUCAAUGUACUGGUAGAGUGACAGGGUCCGGGUCAACCAGAGUCCCGGUAAGGACUACAUAACUUCUUUCAUUAGGCAAAUGAUCCAUAGUUUAGCAAAAUGUUUGCAACAAAUUGUCAGCCUUUUCCCUUAAGCAUUUGAAUCACCCGAAUGUAAAGUUUGAAACACCUACUGUGCAUUAAGUCAAACUAUUUGACCACUAUAACUGUAAAAAUGUAAUGUGAAAUAAAAUAAUUAAUUUGAUUUGAA